AACCCAUUGCGGAGGCUGGCAGAUAGGUGCCUCUGAGCUGCCAAGAUGUCACACCCCUUGAUGAGGAUGGGGAGUUGCUCAGCCAAUAGAGCCGCCGCCGUCUCGGCUGCGAGGCCUUGCUUUUUAACUCCUUGGCGACAACUCCUUGGUUGAUGGGCUUCCGGCCGGAGGCCAUUAGAUGGGACACCGGAAGGCGGAAGUGCUAGGGCGGAAGUGGCCGAGCGGAGAGAAGAAUGGCGGCUGAAGGCUGGUUUUGGCGCUUGGGCUGGGGCCGGCGGUGCCCGGGGAGGCCUGGGCUUCCCGGCCCCGGCCCUGGCCCCACUGCAUCUGUACUUCUCGUUCUUCUUCUGUUGUUGGGGCUAGUAACUUCAGAUAUAACUGAUGGCAACAGUGAACACCUCAAACGGGAGCAUUCGCUCAUCAAACCCUACCAAGGAGUCGGUUCCAGCUCCAUGCCCCUCUGGGACUUUCAGGGCAGCACUAUGCUCACGAGCCAGUACGUGCGCCUGACCCCUGACGAACGCAGCAAAGAGGGUUCUAUCUGGAAUCACCAGCCCUGCUUCCUCAAGGACUGGGAGAUGCAUGUCCACUUCAAAGUCCAUGGUGCAGGGAAGAAGAAUCUUCAUGGGGAUGGCAUUGCCUUGUGGUAUACCCGGGAUCGUCUCAUACCAGGGCCUGUGUUUGGAAGCAAAGACAACUUCCACGGCUUAGCGGUCUUCCUGGACACGUAUCCCAAUGACGAGACCACCGAGCGCGUGUUCCCGUACAUCUCGGUGAUGGUGAACAAUGGCUCCCUGUCGUACGACCACAGCAAGGAUGGGCGCUGGACAGAGCUGGCUGGCUGCACAGCUGACUUCCGCAACCGGGAUCACGACACCUUCCUGGCUGUGCGCUACUCCCGGGGCCGCCUGACGGUGAUGACCGACCUGGAGGACAAGAAUGAGUGGAAGAACUGCAUUGACAUCACUGGAGUGCGCCUGCCCACCGGCUACUACUUCGGAGCCUCGGCUGGCACCGGUGACCUGUCUGACAAUCAUGACAUCAUCUCCCUGAAGCUGUUCCAGCUGAUGGUGGAGCAUACCCCUGACGAGGAGAACAUUGACUGGACCAAGAUCGAGCCCAGUGUCAAUUUCCUCAAGUCUCCCAAAGAUAACGUGGACGACCCCACAGGGAACUUCCGCGGCGGGCCCCUGACGGGGUGGAGGGUGUUCCUGCUGCUGCUGUGUGCGCUCCUGGGCAUCACCGUCUGCGCUGUGGUGGGGGCUGUAGUGUUUCAGAAGCGGCAGGAGCGGAACAAGCGUUUCUACUGAGCAAGCAUGUAGGGCACUCGGCCAGGGACGGGCCUGGCCUUGGGCCUCAGGCACUAAUGUGAACUUUUUUUACUUGGAUUGUAAAAGAAAAACAAGACAACCUUAUUUCUUAACUGUUUCAAAGAAAUAAUUAAAGUAUUUUCUUACAUUUUGCUUCUUGCCCAGCCAGGAUAGGUGGCAGGGCUGGGGAGUAAGAAUUUGACAUCCCCACAGCUGGCAGCAGGGGGCUCCCUUCCCGUUGCUGGCAUCUCAGGACAGAGAGGGCUGGGGUCUGUGCCGGAGCUGGGUGAGACCCCACGGGAGCUGUCGGGCCCUGCAGGCCCCGCAGGACUUUCACGGGGCAUCCUCAGGACAUCAGCCCCCAUUCUGUUUGUGGUGUGGUGUGUGCGGUGGCAGCGGAGGCCCGAGUUGGGGAAGCUGGGCUUUUCUUUUCACCCUCUGAGCUUCUUUUCAAGGCAGGCCAUGGAGUGGGGGGUGGAGGAGCAGUCAGUGGGGCUGAGUAUGACCAUUUGAUAAAUAAAGUGAAUUAACCAAC
Trichechus manatus latirostris (Florida manatee) is the source of this 1845-nucleotide messenger RNA. RefSeq names its product lectin, mannose binding 2 (gene LMAN2). Lineage: Eukaryota; Metazoa; Chordata; Mammalia; Sirenia; Trichechidae. Gene Ontology annotation, molecular function: D-mannose binding. Gene Ontology annotation, biological process: endoplasmic reticulum to Golgi vesicle-mediated transport. Gene Ontology annotation, cellular component: COPII-coated ER to Golgi transport vesicle; Golgi membrane; endoplasmic reticulum membrane. Bases 234 to 1310 code for a protein of 358 amino acids. The transcript has 8 exons. The record is from RefSeq and is a predicted model, not a curated record.